Purpureocillium lilacinum is the source of this 1449-nucleotide messenger RNA. RefSeq lists its product as uncharacterized. The record is from RefSeq and is a predicted model, not a curated record. Gene Ontology annotation, molecular function: catalytic activity. NCBI's taxonomy places the organism in Eukaryota, Fungi, Ascomycota, Sordariomycetes, Hypocreales, Ophiocordycipitaceae.
AUGGCAUCCUGGCCGACCGAGUUCCCGGCCUCAUUCGUCAGGCCGUGGAAGGGCCUGCUCGAGUCCCGCCAUGCGGAGCAACAGGGCGACUUCCCCAACCACCACGUCAACGACGUCGACUCACUCAUCACCACCAGCCUGCCGCGAUCACUGUACGUCGGCACCGGCUACUCCAUCUUCACGCGCGCCAUCCUCCCGGCCAUCCUGACGGCCAAGCACUCGGUCCACUUCGUCACCUGCUACUGGGCCCCGUCGCCUUCCCUCGACGCCCUCCGCGACACGCUGCACCAGCUUGCGUCGUCUCGGGCCGCGGCGCAGUCGGCGGCGCCUCCGCUGCGCAUCACCAUUGGCUUCUCAUCCCGGAGUCUCUUCCAGAAGCUGUUCCAUACGUCCUCCCGUGACGGUUACACGUACCCUUCUUCGCGAUGGACCGAACUCGGCCUGCCAGACGAGGCGACGCUGAGCACAGGCGGGAUACAGAUGACGGUCAAGAGCAUCUUCUUUACCCCACUGAGUGUCAUGCACCCCAAGUACAUCUUGAUCGACGGAGUCCGCGCCUUUGUCCCGAGCUGCAACGUCAGCUGGGAGAGGUGGUUUGAGGGGUGCAUCGAGCUGGAGGGAGACGUCGUCUCGCGCCUGACAACGUUCCAUGAGCGGGUUUGGGGAGCUCCCCGGGCAGAUGCCGACGACGGCGCCCGGCAGAUCACGCGCGGAGUCGACGAUGAUGAAGACGACGAUGGGAGGCAUUCCACGACCAGCAGCACGGCAAUCGUCACACAGGACGGCUCGGCGACACAGUCCACAAAGCUCCAACCACAAUCGCCCGUGCCGACCCUGUUUCUCCCGUCCUCGCACCACCGGAACCCGCGCUUCAGCUUCUUUCCCUUCCUCUCCCACUCCAACCCCCCGAUGACACCACUCAAUGCGGCGCUCCUCACCCUCUUUGCCAACGCGCGGCGCAAAAUCACCAUCCUGACCCCAAAUGUCACCUCGUGGCCGGCCCUGGAGGCGCUCCUAGCGGCACUGGCACGCGGGGUAGACGUGCAGAUUCGCACCAGCAAGGGUAUGAUGUUGAUCGAGCAGCUCGUGACCGCUGGAACCACGACAUCGUGGUGCCUCAGCAGCUUCAUCAAGAGAUACCAGCGCUUACACGCGCCCAAGGGGCCUUCGGACGUUGAGGCUCAGCCUGUGGCGCCGGGAAAGCUCGAGAUCCUCUACUACAAGCCGCUGGCCAGUCGCAAGGGCUACGACGACGAGCCGGUCGUGAGCCACUUCAAGAUGACCAUGGUGGACGAUGAGUACGUAGUCCUCGGGUCAGGCAACAUGGACCGAGCCAGCUGGUGGACCAGCCAGGAGAUUGGUGUCCUCUUCUACGCGCCAUCCUUCGGCUUCGACCUGUGGAACGCUGUGUUGAGCAGGCGCUCAGAAGUCCUCUUCCGGAGCCAGUAA